Messenger RNA from Ixodes scapularis (black-legged tick), 5500 nucleotides. RefSeq lists its product as uncharacterized. Gene Ontology annotation, molecular function: zinc ion binding; nucleic acid binding. Gene Ontology annotation, biological process: DNA integration. Bases 1270 to 5013 code for a protein of 1247 amino acids. The transcript has a single exon. NCBI's taxonomy places the organism in Eukaryota, Metazoa, Arthropoda, Arachnida, Ixodida, Ixodidae. The record is from RefSeq and is a predicted model, not a curated record.
GAAGUAGUGGCAUCCUGUAAUUUAUUUUUAUUACGUUAUGUAAACAUAACGCGUUUUCGUUUCCGUACACAUAUUUCUCCUUGUAGCCUGUAUGUUUCUCCGUCGCUGGUUCGGUUGCUGCAAAGGCACGUGUACGUGCCUGUUGUUUUUUUCUGCUAGUUUCUUCCUAGUUAGCUCAACCUCUCGCGGUUCGCGAGCGGGGGUGUACGUGAUUCAUGUUUUGUGUCUUUCUUACUUUUUCCAACCUCAAAGUCACCCUCACUGCGCCCAAAGUCUUGAGCUCCAUUUGUGUAUUGGUAAACUUUUCUCGCCUGCAAGGUCACCCUUAGCAGGACAGAAGUUGUUGGCGUAGGGGCCUCCUGUUUUAGCUAUGUCUUACUUUUUCUAACUUCAACAUGGCGGCCAUGCAGUGUCAAAGGUGCCGUGUCUACGUGGUCCUCCCUUUUUGUAUGAACUACUUUGUGUGCUUUUGGUGUUGUGCUGCUUCGACUCCGACCCCGUGCGUGAACAAGCGUCCGCGAGUGCCUCGGCCGUGAGCGCCCGACGCCGUUAAAAAGAGGGCGACUGGACCCCAGCAUCAGUCCGCUCUUCGGGGGGAAAACCGCCGCCGCGUACUCCCGGGAACCCGAGCCGCCGCACCGCAUCUCCGAGACCGACCACCCGCUGCCCCGGAAGGACCGCCGCUUCGAGGGCCGCUCUACGUGUGUCGUCUCUGUGGAUGGACUGCCGCCGUGCUCCCCGGUCAACUGUAUGUUGCUUCAAUUUUGAACUUUUCCUUUCGACCGUCGCUAAUUGGACUCUUACUUUCGUCUUGAUCUUUGUACACGCGUACUUAACUGGAUGUGUAACGUACUUCUCUGUGCUUAACUCGACACGUUUGUCGCUCGUAGCAUCACUGUCUUGUAAAAUGUACGUUCUGUUACUUUAAAUUCCCGUUAUAUGUUCGUUUCGAGCCUAUAAACACUGUUUUGUUGUUGUUAACUUAUAACACGCCUCCGUCUCAUUCUCUGCGUUUGCUUACCGGCUACGCCGGGCAUCGAACGACCACCCCCUUAUUGUCAUGUCUCGGUGAUGACCUUCCGUCGUCGCCGGACUCGUGACAAUUAACUGGCGUCCGCGACAGGACGUUCGAUGCGAAGGAAACGUGGUGACUGGAGAGGGAGACGAGUUCUGGAAAUGUGCCGCGUUAUUUGAUGCGUACGGUGCAUGAACGGGAUUUCCUUUUGAAGCGCCUGUUUGGGUUGUUGAAAGUGUUUCGGAGAUAGAAGCAUGGAAAUGGAAAAGUUGCUAGCGAUGGGUAGUCAGCUUGGCCUGGCGGGCGCUGAGCUCCGAAAAUGGGUAGAAGAUAAACAGCGAGAGGAUCGAGCGUUUGCACGGCAGACAGCGGAGGAUGAGCGCACAGCCGCGAAGGAGGCUGACGAGCGUCAGAUUCAGCUUAUGCGCCUGAAAAUAGAGUGUCAGCAGCUGGAGAAGGAGACCAGAGAAAAGGAAGGGAGCCGGGGAAAAGACGCGGAGCCAAGCUUGAAACUGAACACAAGCAAGCUUCUCAUCCCGUUCGAUGACCGGAAGGAUGACCUAGACGCGUAUAUUAGACGAUUUGAGAGCCUUGCGGAAAGCCAGAAGUGGCCAGAGAGCCAGUGGUCUACAGCUCUAGCAACAUGUCUGAGCGGGGAAGCACUCAGUGUUUACGGGCGGUUGCCGCCGGGUGAUGCAGCGGAUUACUCCAAGGUAAAGACAGCCCUUUUGAAGCGGUUUCGUUUCACGGCGGACGGCUUUCGGGACAAAUUCGAUUCAGGCAAACCGGCGGAUGGUGAGACCGCAGCUCAGUUCUCGGCGCGUCUCAGCCACUAUUUCGAUCGCUGGAUCGAGCUGUCCGAUACGAAACACGAGUUCAAAGACCUCCGAGAGCUCCUGAUUAAGGAAAGGUUCCUACAUGGGUGUCAUUCCAACAUGGCGCUCUAUCUGAAGGAAAGGAAGGCGAAAUCGUUGGGAGAGAUGCUGGAUCUAGCCGACCAGUUUUUAGAAGCGCAGGGAAGCUUUAACCUCGCCAAGGUAAAGAAGGAUAACCGAGAUGAUAUCGGGAGGCCCGAAACUGACGAGAAAAGAAGCAGUCAACGAACAGCGCCUCGUUGUUAUCUGUGCAACCGCGUUGGGCAUCAGGCUUCACACUGCCGGGCCCACACCACUAACAACCACAGCCUUACCUGCUUCAAGUGCGGGCGAAAGGGCCACAAGGCCGACGCGUGCCGGUCGGGAACAAACGAUAGGCCUCAGGCAUCGUGCGUUUACUCCCCCGUCGGGGUGACGAAUCGGAAGGGCAUUCGCGACGGCUACCUAGAGCUGAAGAAUGGGGAAAGAAUCCCCGUCGUGAAUGCAGUCAUGAUAACACAGCCGAAGUUUCUAGUCGAAGGACUGCCGGUGGUCGCCGGAACGUAUGAGGGCAAAUCGAUUUCGGUAUUGCGAGACACCGGGUGCAAUACGGCGAUUAUAAGACGAGAGCUCAUCCGCGACGAUCAGCUCACAGGAGAGACCCGGCCCGUUUAUGUAGUCGACGGAACAGCCAGGAUGCUGCCCGAAGCGCGGGUGGAGAUCGACACCCCGUACUAUUCAGGGGUCAUCACGGCGCUCUGCAUGGCGGAGCCGCUCUAUGACCUAAUCCUUGGAAAUAUAAAAGGCGCGAGGGCACCCGACGACCCAAAGGCGGCAGUGGAAGAACCCAUCAGCAACGAGCCCGCUGAUGAGGAAGCUGUAGCAGCAGUGGUAACGCGCUCGCAGAUGAGGAACCAACCCCAAAGGUUCCAAACCCUCAAAGCCCCCGACGUCCCAGCACAGCCGCUAAACAGGGAUUACGCGGAUGAGCAGGAAGCGGACGAGUCGCUCAGGCCGUGCUUCUCUCAGAUUGGCCAGAUACUGACGUGCAGGGAUUCCGAAGGAAAUAUCGAAUUCCACCGGGAGGGUAGGCUACUGUACCGCAGCUACACUGAGAAAACCGGACACGUGGUGCGUCAGCUGGUCGUCCCUAGGUGCCAUCGAGAAGCGGUAUUGAAAACUGCACAUGACGGAAUAAUGGCUGGUCAUUUGGGCGUGCAAAAGACGAAGGACCGAAUUUUGGAGGAAUUUUUCUGGCCGGGCAUCACCGCAGACGUGAAGAGAUUUGUCGCAUCAUGUGACAUCUGCCAGAGAACGAUCCCAAAGGGCAGAGUAACCCGUGUGCCGCUGGGGAAGGCGCCGCUCAUUGAAACCCCAUUCAAAAGAGUGGCCAUAGACAUCGUGGGUCCAAUUCAGCCCCUUUCCAAGCAUGGAAAUCGGUAUAUCCUGACCCUAAUGGAUUACGCGACCCGAUACCCGGAGGCCGUGGCGCUGCCGAGUAUUGAGACGGAGAGGGUCGCUGAGGCGCUAGUAGAAAUGUUCUCUCGAUUUGGCGUCCCGAACGAAGUCCUAAGCGACCGGGGCACCAAUUUUACUUCCGAUUUGAUGAAGGAGGUUGCCCGACUUCUCUCCAUACGCCAGCUGCAUACAACGCCGUACCACUCUAUGGCAAAUGGGAUGGUCGAGAAAUUCAAUGGCACCCUGAAAUUGAUGUUAAAGAGAAUGUGCGCCGAAAAACCGAGAGACUGGGACCGCUACCUGGCGCCGUUGCUCUUCGCGUACAGGGAGGUCCCCCAGGCAAGUUUGGGCUUCUCGCCCUUUGAGCUGUUGUAUGGGCGACAUGUGAGGGGACCCCUGGCCAUUCUGAAGGAGCUGUGGACGAACCACCACCUCGACGAGGAGGAGAAGACAACCUAUCACCACGUUUUUGACCUCCGAAAUCGGCUGGAAGAGACAUGCAAGCUAGCGCACGAGGAGCUCGCGAAGGCCGGAGCACGCUACGCUAGGAUGUACAACCGGAAAACUAAAGAAAGGUUCUUCCAACCAGGAAACAAAGUGCUGAUUCUGCUGCCUACCGAUAAGAACAAGCUACUGCUUCAGUGGAAAGGGCCUUUCGAGGUCAAGGAGAAGAAGGGAGAGGCCGACUACAUCAUCGAGACAGCAGGGGGGAGAAAGAUUUUUCAUGCUAACAUGCUGAAAAAAUACGAAGAGCGGGGAAGCCAACCGGUGGAAAGGGUGUGCCAGGCGAUCUGCGGCGUCACAGACUCGGACAGCGAUGGAGCCAUUCCUGUCCCAGCGUUUCGGCAAUCCGAGGACGAGCGAGAUGUGAGGCUCUCUGAUUGUUUGGGGGCGGAUCGGCAGAAACAGCUCCGAGAUGUGAUUUCAGAACACUCGUGCAUUUUCUCCGACGUCCCGGGCAAGACGGACUGGGCCGAGUGCCGGUUAGAGCUCACUACCGACACUCCGGUCCACGUAAAGCAGUAUCCGCUUCCAUUUGCGACGAGAGAGGGCGUAGAAAGAGAGGUGCAGGAGAUGGAGCGACUCGGAAUAAUUGAGAAAUCUCAGUCGCCCUACAACGCUCCAGUCCUUUUGGUCAAGAAACCGGACGGCACGAACCGCCUGUGCAUUGAUUUCCGGCGCCUGAACGACGUGUUGGUUGCCGAUUCGGAGCCCAUGCCCCGAGCUGACGCGGUCUUCGCUGCGGCUGGAGAGAAGAAAUACUUCUCGAAAGUAGACUUCGUCAAAGGCUAUUGGCAAAUUCCAUUGAGCGAAGAGUCCAAGCCCAAAACCGCAUUUUCAACCACGUCGGGACUCUUCCAAUUCCGCUUCAUGCCAUUCGGCAUAAAGACAGCCCCCGCCGUAUUUUCGAAACUGAUGCACCGAGUUGUGGAGGGAAUUCCGGGAGUGCAGCACUACUACGAUGAUGUCCUAGUUGCCAAUGCUACGUGGGAGGAGCAUCUCACUUCUCUGAGCCAGCUGUUUGCAAGAAUCGAGACAGCCGGACUAACAGUGCGACCAGGCAAAUGUGAAUUUGGAAGGGAAAACAUCGAGUUCUUGGGGCAUCGCAUUGGCGGCGGUGAACUGGCACCACUCGGGAAAACACUCGACAGGAUCCAAGCGGCGCCAGCCCCGCGAACAAAGUGACAGGUACGAGCAUUUCUCGGCUUGACUGGGUAUUACCGCGCCUUCAUUCCCGACUACGCCAAAAUCAGCGAGCCGCUCACCCAGCUCACGAAAAAGGGCGGCAACAACGUCGUUAGGUGGACGUCGGCCCAUCAAGAAGCUUUCGAGGAGCUCAAACGCCGCGUCUCAAGCCCUCCAAUACUGCGACUCCCAGACUUCUCCAAUCAGUUUGUGCUGCGCACGGAUGCCUCAGAUACCAGCCUUGGAGCAGUACUAAUGCAGCGGCAUGACGGCACGCUCCACCCCGUCGCAUAUGCUAGCAGAAGGCUGCUCCCCAGGGAAGCAGCAUACAGCACCAUCGAGAGAGAGUGUUUAGCACUAGCUUGGGGGGUGCAAAAGUUCGCCACCUACCUGUACGGCGUGCAUUUCUUAGUGCAGACGGACCACCAACCGCUGAGCUACAUCCAAAAAGCGAGGCAGCUAAACAGCCGAGUCCUCCGUUGGAGCU